Molecule: messenger RNA, 592 nt
Organism: Malus domestica (apple)
Lineage: Eukaryota; Viridiplantae; Streptophyta; Magnoliopsida; Rosales; Rosaceae
Product: dolichyl-diphosphooligosaccharide--protein glycosyltransferase subunit STT3A-like
Cellular component (GO): membrane
Molecular function (GO): oligosaccharyl transferase activity
Source: RefSeq, a predicted model, not a curated record
CUCAAGCAAGAUCGUGAAGCUGUGGCUAUUUUUGCUUUGGUCUUCACUUUCUAUCUAUAUAUAAGACACUGAAUACAGGAUCCCUCUUUUAUGCAACUCUUAAUGCCAUAGCAUACUUUUACAUGGUUUGCUCUUGGGGAGGCUACACAUUUAUUAUUAACCUGAUUCCAAUGCAUGUGCUUCUCUGCAUUGUAACUGGUCGCUACUCAUCUCGUUUAUACAUUGCAUACGCUCCUGUGGUCUUGGGAACAUUGUUAGACGCUUUGGUGCCGGUAGUUGGAUUCAAUGCAGUCAUGACAUCAGAACAUUUUGCAUCCUUCUUGGUUUUUAUUAUUAUACAUGUGGUCGCUUUCGUAUGCCAUACCAAAGAGAUUCUCUCUCCAAAAAUGUUCAAAGUGACUGACCCAGAGACUUUUGUGAGGAGAGCGAUAGGAUGAUGAUGAUGAAGAAUACCAAAAUUAUCAAGUUCAAGGAUCACAUGAGAUAGAAGCAUUAAGAAAUAGAAUAGCAGCAAGUUUGAUGAAUGCAUCUAAUUAGACUACUUUCAAGUACAUUAACAAUAUUGUACUAAUGAAUCAUAGCGAUUCAGUCU